Messenger RNA from Lingula anatina, 896 nucleotides. Its product is annotated as plasmolipin. The record is from RefSeq and is a predicted model, not a curated record. Gene Ontology annotation, cellular component: membrane. NCBI's taxonomy places the organism in Eukaryota, Metazoa, Brachiopoda, Lingulata, Lingulida, Lingulidae.
GUGUUGAGCUUGAUCGUGUUCAUCUGUGCCUCGAUUCCCUUGGGUUGGGUCGGAUACGGAGGAGGCUGGGUGCAGUUCGUCUCCAUGACCGCAUUUCUUACCACAGCCGCCAUCUUUGUCAUCAUCUUCCUGAACAUAUUGCCGCGGCUGCCUGGACCUUGGACUUUGAUUCUGUUCAUCUAUUACGCGGUGUUUGUGGUCCUGUAUUUAAUUGCCGCCAUUGUGUGUGCAGUCAGAGCCCCCUAUUGGUCAGCAGUUGGAGCCGCUGCUUUCUUUGCAUUUGUGGUAAUGAUAGUCUAUGGAGUGGAUGCUUUUUUCCGUUUCCGUACCUGGAGAGAGGGCGGUCCUCAACCCCAGCAUACCAGCACCCACCAGGAAACCCACACCACGGAAACAGUUACCACGGAAACCGUGGGAUAUUAAAGGGACCAACUCUCCAAGGUGCACCAUCAGAGUGGAACAAGUGCACGUCAAGCAUUAAUGAGAUAAUACCUGCUGCUUUGUCCUUGGAGAUUUGCUUUGUAAAUGUUAUAUAUACCUGUUAGCUGCUUAGAUGUAGGUAAUGGAUUCUGUCACUUUAUAUUGUAUGUGAGCAUCAGAACUGUGGUGGAAAUGUUGUAGGGUAUAACUGUUAAUAUGAACCGUGUACCAUUGUGUAUUUAUUGUGUCCUUGGAUAAACCAGAACUGGUUCAAGUAUGAAUGACAUCACAAGGUGACCAAGUUAACUGAAGGGGAUUCAGCAGCCUCUGCUGCGGGAUAGUUCCUCUUUGACUGUCAUUCCUUCACAUGCUGGCUUUUAUUAUUAUUAUUAUUAUUAUUAUUUAUUUAUUUAUUUAUUUUUUCUUUUUUAGACAGCUUAAUAAGCCACUGCUGGAUAUUAAGGUGUAUUUCCAGC